Molecule: messenger RNA, 738 nt
Organism: Cotesia congregata
Lineage: Eukaryota; Metazoa; Arthropoda; Insecta; Hymenoptera; Braconidae
Source: the annotation of a GenBank genome assembly
GUGGUACUCCAAACAUUCAUUAUGUUUUCUAUUGUUUGGAUGAGCGUUGCUUUGAUUGCCGUCGCUUCGGCGAGCGACUAUCAUGAUCACGAACCUCACAGGACCUACGAGGAAAAAGUUAACCCCGUGGAAGUUCCAGUUUACAAAAAAUACGCGAUACCUAUACCACAUCCAGUAGCGGUUAAAGUGCCCCAAGAAAUAAAAAUACCCAUGCCACAACCAUAUCAUGUACCUGUGCAGAUCCCACAGCCUUAUCCCGUUGAAGUUAUCAAGCAUGUGGAUGUUCCUGUUGAAAAACCCGAACCUUUCGUUGUUGAAAAAAAGGUACCUUUCAUUGUCGAGAAGCCAUACGCUGUCGAGUUAAUUAUGAACCAGCGGGUUAUUGUUUUGCUAGCUAUUUGUUUUACAACGACAGCUUCCGAAAAUCAAAACAUUCCUCAGCGAGUUAUCGUUGGUGUUCCGGAACACAUAAGAGUACCGGUACCCGAGCCUUAUCUAGUCCAAUUCCAAGUUCCUCAUCCAUUCCCCGUGGAGGUAAUUAAGCAUGUGGAAGUCGCUGUUGAAAAACCAGAACCUGUUGUUGUUGAUAAACAGGUUCCGUACAUUGUAGAGAAACCAUUUGCUGUUACAGUGGAGAAACAUUUUCCUGUAACAAUACCAAAACCAUAUCCGGUCCAUGUUCCAGUCUACAAACACGUCUUUCACCAUCAGUUUAAAUCAAAAGGACGAAAGCAAUAA